This is a messenger RNA of Pochonia chlamydosporia 170, 1032 nucleotides long. RefSeq lists its product as hypothetical. The transcript is spliced from 3 exons. Lineage: Eukaryota; Fungi; Ascomycota; Sordariomycetes; Hypocreales; Clavicipitaceae. Bases 1 to 1032 code for a protein of 343 amino acids. The record is from RefSeq and is a predicted model, not a curated record.
AUGGCACCAAAUACCAACGAUUUCCUGGUCUAUUACCAGACGAAUACUGCCAUCUGGAGCACCGUCUCGCUUCUAAAUGUUAUUAUCGGCUUCAUGGUUGCUGGCAUCACAGAAGAGUUUUCGCUUCUCCUCCUGGUGCCAAUUGCCAGCUCCGCUGGGAGUGCUCUAGGUGGUUUGUCAUACUUCGCCUACUGUAACCACGAGCACCCGGUCGUGAAUAGGGCGGUUGCAGCCGCGUUUACGAAUCUUGGUUGGAUGAUUUCAGAAGGUAUGCAACCCUUCUACAGCUAUUUGAUAUUGGUGCCUAUCCUGCAUAGCAGGGAGCGCAAGAUCUUCGUGACGCUCUUCUGGGUGCUGAUGCUCCUCUUUGCGGCUCUCCGUGUUGUCGUCAACGUGAUCGAGGUGCUCUUCAUCCUCGGGGAAAUACCCGAGGCCCUGUUCCAGGCCGUCAUUACCAAACUGGCCAUGGCCUGCUUCAUGGCUAUCGCGUUGGCGGAAUGCACAUCAUCCGUGUUCCUUCUAAAGACGUUCGUCUUGGCGCUCCGGUCAUCAAGGACAGGCCCCCUGAGCGGCGGAAGGUUAUAUCGCUUCCUCAUCCGCAGCACCGAGAUCCGCGUCGCCACGCUGGCAUUUGUUGGCAUCGGGCGCACCGUGACGUACCCGUUGCGGGCAGACUCUUCUAACACGGAGAUACCGUCAAAUAGCGUCGAUAUUAUCGCCUCACGCCUUGUGUUCGAGGGCGAGAGGAGGGCGAGAAGCAGCAACCUCAGCAGCGAUAUGGUGGUACAGUCCAUGAAGGUGCCCCGUUUGGCUAUUCAGGACAUGGAGGCCGACAUCGACUCUGAAUACCACGAUGACAUCGAAAUCUUUGCUGAGCGCAGCGUCAAGGGCCCCAGUUCGGCCAAACCAUCUGAUGACAACGCAAACUCGCAGGAGAACAUCACGGAGAAGGCCGCGGCCGUCGUCAUCACAAAGACCGAGAUCGCUGCCAGCGAUGCAGGGGACGCGAUGUGCCAGCGUAGCAGCGCCUGA